Molecule: messenger RNA, 2298 nt
Organism: Eruca vesicaria subsp. sativa (arugula)
Lineage: Eukaryota; Viridiplantae; Streptophyta; Magnoliopsida; Brassicales; Brassicaceae
Source: the annotation of a GenBank genome assembly
AUGGAAUCGUUGCGUCGAGAGCUUUUCGUAGCAUCGUUUCCAAGGGAUGCUGCAAUGGAUGGGAGGAUCGAGGCGGAAAAGAGUGAAGAUGAGAGUACCUCUCUUGGUGUUGGGAUGAUAGCUUACUCGCACGCAUCUGUGAAGAAGAGGCAAAAACAAUACUUUGAGCAGAGGAGACAACAACAGCAUCAGCUCACAGUUGGGUCUGGGAGCUCUAAUAAUGAUAGGAACAAUGGUAUUCGACACGGAUCUUUGGAUAUUCUCAAUUUCAUCAACUUGUCAACCCCUGCUACUCCUGAAUGCAAACCUUCUCGUCCAGAAGAUGUAUUGGAAGAUUUGGAUGCUGGUUUCAACAGUCUGAAGGACAACAUUACAGGAGUAGGAAGUUCAUUUAACAAAAAAGCAGAAACUACUUCCUCAAAGAGGAUUUCGUUUAGUCUCCCUGACAACCCGACAAAUGAUUUUAAAAAAGCAAACACAUCAGCGGAUCUGAUGGAUGGCGCAGAGCGAAAGUUAUCCGUCUUUGAUUUGGUUGGUGAUGAUCACACAACAACAAACCUGGAAGAAUGUGCUCCAUCUGAGGCUCACAUGGCAUUUUCAGUUGAAGGAUUAGGAAAAAUAAACGCAGAAACUCCACCCAAUUCUCCACAACCAUCAGGCAAAAACUUCGCGUACCGGUGUUCUUCUCCAUGGAAUGAUUCCGGUCAACCUACAUCAAACGUCAGGGAAAGGCUCAAGGACUUUGAGAAUAAAGUGGACACAAAAAUUGGAAGUAGCAAAAUGUUCCAAGAUGACAACCAUUAUAGGUCUCCCGUUGACAUACAUGCUACAGAUGGGAACAUAAAGCAAAAAUUGGGUACUUUCAAUGGUCACUUGCGCAAACCAUAUAUCAGCGACUCAAGAGGCUACAUCUGUGACGCUGCAGAUUUCAACAAAAGCAGGAUCUUUGACGAAAACGAGUGGAACGCUAAGUCCACCUUUCUUGAUGACGGGGUAGACAGUUUUUACUGGAAGGACCAACGGCCAUGCCAAGAGGAAAGUUUGAACUUUAAUUUCACGAAUUGUGGAAGGGAUUACACUGAGAGUCGCUAUUCUGCAGGACACCAUGAGACAAAGAAGAGGGAUUACCUGGAAACGAACUGGAGGUCUAACAUCGAAGAUUCACCAGUUCGAAGACCACAGCGUCUAAAAAGGAUCAUCGAUGAUCCAAGCUUUGUUAAGGAAGCAACCCCCGACUUUGCUUUUGACAAAGUAUAUGACCCACCGGUUUGGUCAUCCGCUGUACUUGAAGAAGACGAAGACAGCCCUAGUUUGCGUAGUGAAGAGUCUUGCUCGUCUAGUGCAGUUUGGGCCAAUGAAACCUCCAUUUCACAUGGGACGAAUAAAAGACAGAAGAAAAGGGAAACUGAUUCUCUUUACAACCUUGGAGACCAGAAGUAUUUGAGUAAUGGCCUUACCCGAGAAUCUUGGGAAGAUUGGGAGGUGGAUGAUCCACAGUUGAAUAGAAAAGUUGGGUCUAGAAAUCAUGACAGACUAUCAAACCCAGGAAAGUUGAAAUCUACCAGUCAGAGAGACUCUGCUUUCAGGGGUGGUCUCGACACGCCUUACAAUUGGUUUACAGACGGAUUUACAGCUGCAGGCAUAAGCUCAGAUAUUACAACUGAGAGAGACAAACCAUAUCAUUUCCUUAACCCCGCUGUUGGUAGCUCGCACCGGCGUCAAUCUCGAGCCCCUGAUUCUAUUCCCGAAACAUGGGUUCCUAAGUUUUCAGCAGAAGGCAGUGGAUAUGAUGAUGAUGAUGAACACAACUACAUGAACUGUGUAUCAGCAAACCAUAAAUCUAAACUAGCAGGAGACAUCUGCAGUUUUGGGGGUGACACGUUAUCAGAGGACGACAAUGAAAGCAAGGGAGUGAAUGACCCAAAAAAUCAUGGAGAUGAGACCUCAUCAUCCGUUGUAAAGAGUCUCUCAGACGAAAAUGAGUAUGUACGGUGUAACCCGAACAAGGAGGUUAUGAAAGCUCGGCAUCAAGGAAACAGAGAAUCAGGAGAAAAGAUAAGUAGAGACUCGUACCAACAAAUGAUAAUGCUGGAAAGACGCACGGUUCAGCUCGUUUGUUUAAACAAGAGUUUGCUCCUUGACUCUUUAAAAACUUAGGUAAGAAGUUCAUAUCCAUAUCUUUUGUCUUUUAUUUCAAGUUAUCUCUAAAACUGAAAUAAAUAUCAAUUCAUGUUUCGUGAGCAUAGGGAAUGUGCAACUUUGGUUUAUUUUAGUUGAGGGGUUACGCAGAUAUAAAAU